AUGUCAGGGGAAAUUAUCCAAGGAAAAGCAAAAAAUCUUUUCCUGAAAAUGUAUGGUCAAACUAAUCCAGAAUUCAGCUUCUCUUCUGGUUGGUUAGAACGUUUCAAGUUAAGAUGCAAAAUCAAGUCUUAUACAUGUUUUGGUGAAAGUAGUUCAGUUAUCAUGAAGAACAUUGAAAACGAAUUGCCUAACAUACAGUCAAAACUAGAUCAGUUUGAAUUGAAAGAUAUUUAUAAUAUGGAUGAAACUGGACUAUUUUACCGAUUGGAAGCUGAUCAUUCACUUGCUACCAAGCAGCUUGAAGAUGAAGGUAUCCAAGGAAUUGGUGAAUUAGAUGAAGGUAUUCAAGAAUUAAAUGAUGUCAUCUCUAAUUUAGCCUACAUAAAUGUGAUGGAUGUUGAACAUCUUUUGAACUACCCUAAAGAGAAUGAUACAAUUAUGAAAUCACCUAUAGAGGAAGAGAUUAUUCAAUAUGUAAUGAAUAAUGAUGAUGAGAAUGAUCCUGAACAAGAUAAUAGUAGCAUUGUCCCACAUGUAUCGUCAAAGAAGGCAUUUCAAGCAAUGACUACAUUGUCAAACUAUUUGAAUAUUGGUAUGACUAAAGAAGACGAAGAAGACGGGUUCAACCAGGGCAAUCCAUCUCCGUCUCCGUCCAAGUCGAAGAAGACGGGUUUACAGCUUGAGUGGACUAUGUGGCGGGAGAUUGUUUGA
Molecule: messenger RNA, 711 nt
Organism: Solanum dulcamara
Lineage: Eukaryota; Viridiplantae; Streptophyta; Magnoliopsida; Solanales; Solanaceae
Exons: 3
Coding region: 1-711 (236 amino acids)
Source: RefSeq, a predicted model, not a curated record